Messenger RNA from Xiphias gladius (swordfish), 1092 nucleotides. RefSeq names its product transmembrane protein 14C-like. The coding region runs from base 289 to 612 and encodes 107 amino acids. The transcript has 4 exons. Gene Ontology annotation, biological process: regulation of heme biosynthetic process. Gene Ontology annotation, cellular component: mitochondrial membrane. The record is from RefSeq and is a predicted model, not a curated record. NCBI's taxonomy places the organism in Eukaryota, Metazoa, Chordata, Actinopteri, Istiophoriformes, Xiphiidae.
AGAAAGAUACUGCCGAGUGUCUAUUCUGCCAAGAAUACUUUUAUUUUGAAAUUCUCUUUUAUUACUCCGGAAGUGUAACCGUUCGGAAGUUUGGAAACUCGGGUCGCAUUUUAAUGUUGAGAAAACCUUUUGUUGUUGUUUUGUUUUCCUCUUUGUUUAAUUUUUUUUGAAUCUUUGACAGCGAAACUUUCGUCAGAUUUUUUUUUUUUUUUUUUUUCCCCUCCGGACGUCAGCUUCUCCGAGCCUGCCUGAGCGGUGAAGCCGCCAAACCGCGGGUUGUCCCCGGCCAUGGCCGUGGACUGGGUUGGGUUCGGUUACUCUGCCCUGGUGUCGGCGGGAGGAAUCAUGGGUUACGUGAAAGCAGGCAGCGUCACCUCUCUGGCUGCAGGCCUCCUGUUUGGCCUGUUGGCUGCAGUCGGUGCUUAUCUGGCAUCUCAAGAUCCCAGGAAUGUCUGGCUUUCACUAGGCACCUCGGGAACCCUGGCUGUAGUGAUGGGACUGAGAUUUCUCAACUCCUGGAAGUUCAUGCCAGCUGGCCUGAUGACUUUAGCCAGUGGACUGAUGCUGGCGAAGAUCAUAACUGGGGCGCUGAAGAGGCCGCACACAUCUUGAAAACACUUCAAUGUAUCUUUUCUGCGUAUCUGUAAAUAUCUUGAACAUGGGAAAUCUAACAUUCACCUCUAUGUGGUUUUGUAUGUAUUACAGUCUUCUGUAAAAAACAGUUUAAUUCAAAGCAUGAUUGUAAAGGAAACUUUUCUGACGUUUGAAAAAAUGUCUGUCUUUGAGAAUACACAGCGAUUGUUAUAGUUAAAUGAUUUUUCUGUUUGUGAAAUGUAUGGGGCUCAUCUUGCUAAACGUAUCCAAGGAGAAGGAUUAUCUUUGCCCCAUUUGUAAGUCAAUCAUCACAGCUGAUAAUUGCGCAGACCUGCCUAAACCUGUUUGUGUACCUUAACGAGGAAAAAGGAUAUCUGCACUUUUUCUGCUGCUGUGAAAUAAUACACUCACCCACUCACUUAAAUACAAAAUUAACUACUUUAUUUCAUUCUUUGUAGUCUAUUAUUUAAAAAAAAAUACUGAUGGUAUAAGUCAUGA